This is a messenger RNA of Larimichthys crocea (large yellow croaker), 1496 nucleotides long. RefSeq names its product RIB43A domain with coiled-coils 1 (gene ribc1). Lineage: Eukaryota; Metazoa; Chordata; Actinopteri; Sciaenidae. The transcript is spliced from 9 exons. The record is from RefSeq and is a predicted model, not a curated record. Bases 280 to 1416 code for a protein of 378 amino acids.
AGGAAGACCUUCGAGCGCGCGAGACGCGAAACCUCGUGGUUUAUCGCGAGAUCAGCGUGAUGUUGUGUUUAUGACCUGAGAGCUGUCUCCUCAAUUUAAGCACUAACGUUAAAAAUGACAUGUGUGAGAGUAAAUGAGAUGUUACUAUGGUUACCAAGGGCAUCCAAACACAACAGAGAGGACCUGAACAGCCUCACACACAGAGAGGUGCCACUUGUGUCUUAAAUCCCCAAAUUAGGCCGCAUCUAUAAAGUCAGAGGCUAAUUAGAAACUGAGAAAAUGCACAAAGUGGAUUUGCCUGUAGAUCAGUCCACAGAAAAGAGUGUGGAGAGGCGAAGGUCUGCAGAGACAGCACGCAAGGAACGGAUCUUCAACACCAGGCUCCGUGUGAUGGGCCUCGACCUUGAUGCUCUCAAUCAACAGGUCCUGGAGAAAAAACAUCAGCAAAAUAUGGAGAUGCAACGGGACAAAGCUUUUGAUAAUCUGAGAAAGUACCACGAUGACAUGCUUCUGCUCCAGGACAUGAAUGAAAAGGAGAAACGAGCAGCUUUGCACACUGAUUUGACCCAGUAUUGGGCCACUUUUCAGCGUGUAGAGGACUCUCGUGAUGCUGAUCUCAAGUGUGGCCUGAAGGGGGCAUACAGGAUCACCGAUCCAAAGAAUAAGAUGGGGCCUGCCAGUAUGCAAAUUUUCAAGGGAGAGGAUAUAGGAGAGGAGCAAAAGAGGAGGGAACAAAUGAAGGAGACAGAAAGAGAUCUGCGAACACAGAAGGAAGAAAAUGAGAGAAGGCUCAUGAGAGACAAGCACAGAGAGAUGCUCGUGAGCAAAGAGCUGGUGCGUCAGGACCUUAUGGGGGUUCAGCUGCGCUCACUAGAGGAGGAGUGUAAGAAAGCUGAGCGCAUCGCACUUGACAACUACAAUCACGCUCUGGCUGCAGAGCGAGAAGAGAAACUGAAAGAGCAGCACAAGAGAGAGGAAAAGGAGAAUCUUGCAGAGAUGGUCCACACACUGACAUCCGAUAUGAUGACAGAGUGUGCAGAGGCAGCGGAGAUGGAGGUGGAAGGAGGGAUGCCGCCCCGGGUUCUCGUAGACAAGUGGAAGGGAAUGAGCCCUGAGCAGCUGAGCGCCAUCCACAGGGAGAGAGAAAAACAACGUCUUGAGAGACAGAAGCAGCGUGAUUCUGAGAAGGCUCAAGAUGCAGCUUGGGAACUCCAACUCCUGAAGCUGUCAAGGGAAGCAGAGGAGGAGGAGAGGAGAGAAGCGGAGCUGAGGAGAGAAAAAAGGUUUCAAACAGACCGCUACAAUGUGCAGCUGGCCAGAGAGCAGCAGGCAAAUCAGGAGUACCUGAACAAGAAGCUAUACACCAACAGACCCACCAAGGAGUACUUUUAUCAAUUCAACACCAGCUCCCGCUGACCACGACACACCUGACACCAGCUUUGUCCUCCUGUGACUAUGUGUUAAUAAAGUCUAUUGAUUGUUAUUCUCAAACACAA